Molecule: messenger RNA, 1244 nt
Organism: Tripterygium wilfordii
Lineage: Eukaryota; Viridiplantae; Streptophyta; Magnoliopsida; Celastrales; Celastraceae
Product: shugoshin-1-like
Exons: 8
Coding region: 264-1094 (276 amino acids)
Biological process (GO): maintenance of meiotic sister chromatid cohesion; meiotic sister chromatid segregation
Cellular component (GO): chromosome, centromeric region
Source: RefSeq, a predicted model, not a curated record
CACACAACCGAAUUAGAGAGCGAGCCUUCAAAUAAAGAUUAGGGCUUUAAUUGAUCUUUUCGCCAUUUGAAUGUGUCCUUUUGUUGAUUCUUAAAGAUACGUAGUUAGAUUUAGAAUUUAGAUGUAAUCUGAUCCCUUGCUUCAUUCUUUUAUGUAAAAAAACCCUAGUUUCGUUGUCUCUCUCUACCAUUAGGGCGCUUUGGUUCGAUUGAGGAUCCCCUGUGUGUGUUUUACCAAAAUCGCACUGCACGAAAGGUGAAAGAAUGGCAAAGAGAGCGUCUUUUGGGAGUGUGAUGAAGAAGAGGCUCUCUGACAUAACCAACUUGCAGUCACAACCCAAGUUGGUAACGCUUGAGAAAAAGCAACCGCAGAUUCUGUCGAGUGCAGAAGACUACAUCAACCAACUUCUUAAGGAAAAUAUGGCAUUGAUGAAGCUUAUUGAGGAGAGGAACAAAAUAAUAGAAUUGAGUGGAACCGAGUUGCAGAACCUGCGGAUUAGUUUUCAGAAAUUGCAGUUGCAGAACUGGAAUCUUGCUCAAUCAAACAGCCACAUGUUAGCAGAGCUUAAUUUAGGACGAGACAGGGUGAAGGCAUUGCAACACGAACUUGUGUGCAAGGAUGCUUUACUCAAGUCCAAAAACUUGGAAAUAGAGGAACAAGAGCGAGGGAGGGAGGAGCACCUACAUAAAGCUAAUGAUGAGGUUAAACUGUGUAAUCGCAGCAGUGGACGCAAUGGAAGAAGACAUUCUAUGGGCUCUUCUGCAAAACAAGGAAAAGAGAAUGUCCCAAACAAAAGGCAUUGUUUGAGAAGGCAAUCUGCCAGGUUUAAAUCCCAAGAGCGGGAACCCUCGGAGAACUUGUUUGAGAUUGAAGAUGUUAAUUUUUUAGUCCCUCAGUCAGUUGAUGACCCAAAGCAUGAAGAUUGUUCAACUCCAAUGGUUUCAUCUGCUAAAAAAGAAGAAGCUAGUGAUUCUGGAACUGAAAUGCAUGUACCGCGGAGAUCUUCAACCGGAAGACCAAUGCGUACAGCCGUAGGAAAGGUGCAAUCCUACAAAGAAGUUCCCAGAAACAUAAAAUUGAGGAGAAAAGAGUGAUCAAAAAAUUUUAUGCGAACUAAAAAAGAAGAGUUUGUAGAACCAAGCAGUAUAUGUUUCUGUGUUAUUCUGUAUCAUUGUAAAAAUAUUGAUUGUGUUGAUUUUAUGUAAGGAUCUUUGCUUUUAUUUAAGAAAAAUGGGUUCUAUGUC